This is a messenger RNA of Nothobranchius furzeri (turquoise killifish), 2107 nucleotides long. Its product is annotated as tryptophan 5-hydroxylase 1. Gene Ontology annotation, biological process: aromatic amino acid metabolic process; serotonin biosynthetic process. Gene Ontology annotation, molecular function: tryptophan 5-monooxygenase activity; iron ion binding. Gene Ontology annotation, cellular component: neuron projection. NCBI's taxonomy places the organism in Eukaryota, Metazoa, Chordata, Actinopteri, Cyprinodontiformes, Nothobranchiidae. The record is from RefSeq and is a predicted model, not a curated record.
UUUCCCUCCUGACUGCAGCUGGUUGUCAGUCUUUGUCUGACCUGACGAACAGCCAGCAGUGUGUGCUCUGCGGCUCAGCUGUCUCUUAAAAAUACCAUGCCGAGAUUAUAAACUCUGAAGAUGUCUACUGAUCCAGAGACGGUCCCGUGUACCAACAUGUCAGAUGCACCUGGGCCAGGUAAAGGAAGUGCUUUUGACUCUGCCAACACUGAGGAGAAGCGCAGCAAACACGUGACGUCCAGUGGAGGAGAUGUGAAUCGGGACAGCUGGAGACACCUGUUGGGUCAGCCAUCCAACUCCAAGAAAAGUGCUGCAACCAUCAUCUUCACUCUGAAAAAUGAAGUGGGAGGUCUUGUCAGGGCUCUGAAGCUUUUCCAGGACAAACAUGUCAACCUUGUUCAUAUUGAGUCUCGUAAAUCCAAACGUAGGGACUCGGACUUUGAGAUCUUCGUGGACUGUGAUUCGGAGCACGAACAGCUGAAGGAGCUGACUCAGCUGCUGAGGAAGCACACGGAUGUUGUUGAGAUCACGUCGCCUCACAACUCUGCUCUACUUGAUGACGGUGUGGAGGGUGCUCCCUGGUUCCCCAAGAAGAUCGCUGAUUUGGACCUUUGUGCCAACAAGGUUUUGAUGUACGGCUCUGAACUAGAUGCCGAUCACCCGGGAUUUAAAGACAAUGUCUACCGCAAACGAAGGAAAUACUUUGCUGACCUGGCCUUGAACUUCAAACACGGCAGUGCCAUACCUCACAUCAACUACACAGCAGAAGAGGUGUGUACCUGGGGCAAGGUGUUCAGGGAGCUCAACCAGCUGUAUCCCGACCACGCCUGCAGAGAGCAUCUGAAGAACCUCCCACUCCUGACCAAACACUGUAACUACAGCGAAGACAGCAUCCCUCAGCUGGAGGAGGUUUCACAAUUCCUGAUGGAGCACUCAGGUUUCAGCAUUCGACCCGUAGCCGGGUACCUGUCUCCCCGGGACUUCCUAGCAGGUCUGGCAUUCAGAGUGUUCCACUGCACCCAGUAUGUCCGCCACGCCUCCGAGCCUCUUUACACGCCUGAGCCGGACACAUGCCAUGAACUGCUGGGUCAUGUUCCCUUGCUGGCAGAGCCCAGCUUCGCCCAAUUCUCCCAGGAACUUGGAUUGGCGUCGCUCGGUGCCUCAGACGAGGAAGUACAGAAACUUGCCACGUGUUAUUUCUUCACAGUGGAGUUCGGUCUGUGUAAGCAGGAUGGAGUGUUAAAGGCCUACGGAGCUGGACUCCUCUCCUCGGUCAGCGAACUCAAGCAUGCUUUGUCUGGGGAGGCCAGCAUCCGCCCGUUUGACCCCGUCCUGACCUGCAACCAGGAGUGCAUGAUAACCACGUUCCAGGAGGUCUACUUUGUUGCAGAAAGUUUUGAAGAAGCCAAAAACAAAAUGAGGGAGUUUGCCAAAACGCUGAAGCGGCCCUUCACAGUGCACUACAACCCCUACACCCAGAGUGUGGAUGUCCUGAAGGACACCAGCAACAUCAACAGCAUGGUGAAAGACAUCCGCCACGAGCUGGACAUUGUAGAAGACGCUCUGAGCCGACUCAGCAAAAAGCAGAGAGACUAACAUGCCCGAUCCUGUUUCUUAAGGGCCUCUAUCCUGCAUGCUGUAGACGUGUCUCUGGUUAACGGUAAACUAUGGUGUGCUGCGCUUUGUUGCACAUAGGAGAAAAAACAGUCUGGUGGCUUUUUGUUUGACUUUAACAGAGAAAGUAAACAUAAUUUCUAAAAGGUAAACGUGUUUAUAUCUGAAGGCUGAGUUUGCCACAGCUUCAACAUCUGAUUACAUACCUUAUUUAUUCAUGUAGUUUGCCACUAUUCCACCUUUUCAGAUGUUUAAAUCAUUUUCUUGCCGAUCCGGUCUGUCGGACUUUGUAAAAAAACUGAGCUGACAUUUGCUGCAUGUUUUAGAUCAUGAACACAGCAGAUUUGUUUUCUUAACCCUCCCACUGUCCUAAUGGGUGGGUUUUAGGCCACUGUCACUGGGCGGUGGCUCACUUUCAAAACAUGUGUAAGGCUCUCAGUUUCCUUUGUUUACCCAUAAAUAAAUCUAAAUAAAUAAGUCCAAAACAACGACA